CUGAGGGUGGCAAGGAACUUUAACUGGGUGCUGGUUUAAUUGGCUUCCUGUUGUGGGCUGAUGUCCUGUGCGGCCAAGAACAAUCAGCGGCCACUUCUUUUUUUUUUUUUUUUUUUUCAGUUCACUGAGUUCAGUUAAAAGGACGGGUGGCCACUGACAUUAUUGAAGGAGAGAACCCAGAGCGACAUCAUGCUGGCUUCUGUCAGAGCAGUGGGAAGAUACCUUGCUGAAGCAGUGGGUGCCCACAAGGAGCAGGUGCUGCGACUGCUCAGGUUUAUGUUGUCCAUAACUGCAAAGGAUGAAGAGAGGCCAGUUCAUGCUGUUAGAUUUCUGCUUCCAGCCCUGAUAUCCAUAUCCAGGGAAACGAAGGGGUGCAAGGCACUUGUUGCAUGCAAUGGUCAUAAGAAGAUUGUUGCAUGUCUACAGGGCCUUGCGCCUAGUGCUGGUCCACAAAGCAGAGAGGGGGCAGCAAAACCAGACUCAGAGGACGGCGAAGCAGCUUUCAAUGUAGCUAUGGUGGAGGCAUGCGAUGUACUCCUGAAUGUCAUGAACUUGAGUGACGACUUUCAUGAUUUGCUGGAGGGAAAGGAUAUCCUCGCUGUUCUUCCAGUGCUUGUUCAAUGAUACUUGGAGAGCUUGAGAAAGACGAUCGAUCUGCUUUUACAGCGAAAAUUUGAAAAUGGAUGGAAGGCGGCAAUGCAUGGUGUGAGGGAUGGAAGGAGAUCAAAGGUCUACAGGAGAAUCAGAAGUGCUGCAUAACGGGAAGAGCGUCAAAUUAGGGGAUUGCAAAUCAUUUCUGGAGAGAGUGGGGGGAGAAGUCAAGGUUGUACGUACACCUGUGCCACUAGACAAACAAGAACUUGAUCAGAGAAACCUUGUGUCACUACUGAAGCAACUGAGGAAACAUGGAAAAUGUUGUACCCCGCAAAUAAUUUCAGCAGGAAGGCAUCCCGAUCCUCUCUGUGGAGCUCUCUCUUCGGAGCUACUAGGAAAGGAUACGGAAUGAACAUAGCCUACAGAA
Chara braunii is the source of this 1021-nucleotide messenger RNA. NCBI's taxonomy places the organism in Eukaryota, Viridiplantae, Streptophyta, Charophyceae, Charales, Characeae. The record is from the annotation of a GenBank genome assembly.